This is a messenger RNA of Lodderomyces pseudojiufengensis, 324 nucleotides long. RefSeq lists its product as uncharacterized. NCBI's taxonomy places the organism in Eukaryota, Fungi, Ascomycota, Pichiomycetes, Serinales, Debaryomycetaceae. The record is from RefSeq and is a predicted model, not a curated record. The transcript has a single exon. Bases 1 to 324 code for a protein of 107 amino acids.
AUGUGGCCACUUUGUGAUAAAGCAAAAACUAUUGAUUUCACUAGAAAAUUUGAUACUUUAGAUGAUGCCAUCAAUUUUUUGAAAGGUUUAGAAUGUUUAAAUAAAAAAAGAGGUAAAGAUUAUAUUGGUCGUUUUGUUUUUGAAUGUAGAACUAUUGAUUGUUUUUUUUGUGUCGAAAUCCCACAAGGUGAAGAAAAUUUUGUAUUAAUUAAAGGUAACUAUGAUCAUUAUUCAGAUCAAUUAUAUUAUUCCUUACCUUCAUGGCCACCACUUCCAGAAGAUUUAGAAGCUAUCGGUGAAAUAAAACUGACUAAAAAAACCUGA